Messenger RNA from Closterium sp. NIES-65, 8372 nucleotides. The record is from the annotation of a GenBank genome assembly. Lineage: Eukaryota; Viridiplantae; Streptophyta; Zygnematophyceae; Desmidiales; Closteriaceae.
AGUGGAGGGAGAAGCAAGCACAAGCACUCCUCCUGAAGCAGGAACAGCAGCAGCAGCAGCAGCAACAGCAGCAGGAGAAAUGGCAUGGCGAUAGUAACCAGGAGGGUAACCAGGAGGGAGAACAGGACGCAGCAGCAACAUCAGGCAGCGGAGCAUCUGUCCCCUCUAUAGCGUUCUCCCCUAAGCGCCCCCCUGCUGCUGUGGCUGCUGAGAAAGUGGCUAAGCUGAUGGCUGCUGCAGCUGAGAGGCAGGCCCGGGAAGCAGCACAGAUCGCAUCUGCUGCUGCUGCUGCUGCUGCUGCUGCUGCUGCUGCUGCUGCCGCUGCUACCGCUUCUGCUGUUGGUGAUGACUCUGCUCCUGACGCUGCUGCUGCUGAUGCUGCUGUUGCUGAUGCUGCCGAUGCUGCUGCUGCUGCUGCUGCUGCUGCCGGGGAAGUUAGCAUUGUUGCUGCAGCUGGUGCUGGUGCCGGGAAAGGUGUGAAUGUAAGAGUGGUGGGAGUGGCGGAUGGGUUGAUUAGCAUUGUUGCUGCAGCUGGUGCUGGUGCCGGGAAAGGUGUGAAUGUAAGAGUGGUGGGAGUGGCGGAUGGGUUGAGUUUUGAGACGUGUCAAAACUCGAAAGGUGUGAAUGUAAGAGCGGUGGGGGUGGAGGAUGGGUUGAGUGAGGAGGACGCAGCUCUGCACCAGUCGCUGCUGAACCUCAUCAAAGCAUACUCUGUGUGUGACCCGGACACGUGGUACUGCAGUGGCAUGGGGUGGAUGGCGCUCACGCUGCUCUCCCUCAUGGCGGAGGAAGAUGCCUUCCUCUCCCUCCUCUUCCUCAUGCACCGCUGCGGCCUCCGAGGGCUCUUUGCACCCAACAUGCACCAGCUCAACACGCGUCUCUCCCAGCUCUCCCAGUUCCUGGCAGAGUCCACACCUCGCCUGCAUUCUUUCUUCGAGGACCUGCAGCUUAAACCCAGCAUGUAUGCAGCGGAUUGGCUGCUCUCCCUAUUUGCCCGCCACAUGCCGCAGUACCUCGUGUAUCGCGUCUUCGACAUCGUGCUCGCUGAGAAGACCAUGUCAGUUGUGUUCAAGCUCGCUAUAGUGCUGCUGCAGGUCACCCGGCGUCAGCUAAUGCUGUGUCCAGAGUUCGAUUACUGUCUGCACUUCCUGCACUCUGAGCUGCCUCUGGAGCUCAAUCUCCUCCCGGACAGGGAAGUGGAGGAGCUGGUGUCCAAGGCUCUGAGGGUGCGCCUGCCAUUUGAGAGCGUGCUGCGGCUGGAGGCAGAGUACGACCAGCUGGCGGGGGAAGCGGCAGUGGCGGCACAGGAGGUGCAGGCAGCAGCAGAGGCGAGUGAGGUGGCUGCAGAGUCGUGGGAGCGCGACAGGCAGGAGAUGGAGGGGGAGCUGCUGCACGCGCUCGAGCUACUGGGUUCAUCCCAGACAUACCUCUCGGCGCUCUUCGCUCACUUCAAGGCUGUGCAGGCCCGUGCCGGCCCCACCAGACAGCUCAGCGCUGCUGCUGCUGGUGCUUCCAACCCUGAUCAGACAGGUCCUCAAGCUGCUGCCCCUCAAACUCACCCAGUCUCGCUUCCCUCAGACUCCAAAUCCUUCUCCCUUCCCGACCUCCCACCUCUUCCCGAGCCUCCGACUCCUCCCGAACCUGCCCAGCCUCGGCCGCUGGUGGUUCGGAUCCCGGGCCUGGAGCCCGGAGCUGACAUCAGCAGCAUGUCCACCGCCGCUUUGCUAAGCGCGGUGGCGACGCUUAGGAAGCAGAGGGCAGCAGCGGAGGCGGCACUUAUGGCAGCAGAGCAGCAGCUUAUGGAGUGUAUCAGGAGUGAUAAUGCAGCGAUUGAUGCAUGCCUGAGGGGGCAGGCUAUGAGGGCGAGGAAGCGGCAGUUGGUUGGGCGCAAGGGAAGUGGGUCUGCCAAUCCCGUGCUGCCAGGUGGCUUUCUGGCGCAUCUGUUCCGAGGGACAUGCUGCGAGUGCGGACAGCCGUCAGCCUCGUCCUCCCGCCUCGUUCCCUUCUAUGAGCUCGAAUUGCCCUUGCACACUCCAGCACAAUCAUCAGCACCACCAGCAGCGCCUCCCCAGAAGAAGGGACCUCUCAAACGCAAGGCCAAGGGAGGAGCAGCAGCGUCAGCAGCAGCAGCAGCAGCAGCAGCAGCGGCAGCAGCAGCAGCAGCAGCAGCGGCGGCAGCAGGGGAGAGGGCCGGUGUGUCAGUGCAGCAGUGUCUUGAGCGUUACACAGCAGAGGAGCGGCUGGAGGGUGGUAACCAGAUGUGCUGCGAGCAGUGUGGGCGGAAAACGGACGCCACAAGGAGGGUGUGCAUUCGCGGCGUGCCGCCCGUGCUGAACCUGCACCUCAUGCGCUUCGUAUUCGAUGCUAAGACGAUGAGCAAGAAGAAAGUCACAUCAGGGGUGCGCAUUCCUCUCACUCUCGACCUCUCACCGUACGUUCAACCUAGUGUUGAUUCCUUCAAAGAAGCAGGCGGGCCUCUGGCAGAAAAACCUGCAGAAGCAGCAGCAGCAGCAGCAUCAGUAAGGGCAGGAGGGGAAGGGGUUGGAGGAGGGGUGGGAGGAGCAGGGGUAGAGAGUAAAGCAGGGGGGUGUGCUGCCGGUGAUGAAAAUCCAAGGGUAGGGAAGCGAGGCGGUAGGAGGAUUGGAGAUAGAGGGGAAGAGUCCAGGCAAUGGGGCGGAGGAAAGAGGCGAGGUAUUGCAGCAAGAAGGGGAGGAAGAGGAGGAGGGGAAGAAGCGGGAGAAGGAAAGAAAGAAGUGGGAGAAGGAAAGACAGAAGCUGGAGAAGGAAAGGCAGAAACAGGGGAAGGAAAAGCAGAAGCAGGAGAAGGAAAAACAGAAACAGGGGAAGGAAAGACAGAAAUAGGAGAAGAGCAAAGAACAGCAGAAGAUGCAGCGGAAGCUAGUCAGAAGACGUCCGAGCCUCCUAGACCUAGUCUUAAGUACCAGUUAGUAGCGAUUCUGCAGCACAAGGGCAGCCAGGCGUCGUGCGGGCACUAUGUGGCUCAUGUGAAGGACGUGCGGAGUGGGCAGUGGUGGCUUUUUAACGACGAAGAGGUGGUGCGACUGGGCCGACACCCCAUGGGGGAGGAGAAAGGUGGGAAGAAGGGGGAGGGGAAGGGGGAGGGGAAGGGGGAGGGGAAGAAGGCUGAAGUGGGGACUGAGAAAGGGGCUGUUGAGGUGUCUCGAGACGCGCAUGUGAAGGACGUGCGGAGUGGGCAGUGGUGGCUUUUUAACGACGAAGAGGUGGUGCGACUGGGCCGACACCCCAUGGGGGAGGAGAAGGGGGAGAAGGGGAAUGAAAAGAAAGUUGCGAAGGGUGCUGAGAAGGGGGUUGAGGAACGGGUUUUUGAGGUGUCUCAAAGUGCAAAGGGUGAGGUGAAAGGUACUGAGAAAGGUGCUGAAACCUUGGCCUUUGAGCCGUCUGAGAACGCAAUGUUGUUGAAGGGGAAGGUGGCUGAAAGGGUAGGAAUGCAGCUGGUUGGGGAGGCGGUGGGGUGCGCAGAGAGGAAUGGCAGGGAUAAUGACACCCCACUCUGCGAUGAAGGCGGUGGAGGUGAAAGGACAGGAGCAGGAAGAGAUGAAGCAGGGGCAUCAGCAGGGGAGAUAGAGACAACAAGAGAAGUGGGGGCAGCAGGAGAAGAAGUAGGAGAAGCAGGGAAAGGGACAGCAGGGGCAGUAGGGGAAGGAGCAGCUGGGGUAGGGGCAGCUGGGGUAGGAGCAGCUGGGGAAGGAGCAGCUGGGGAAGGAGCAGCUGGGAAAGGAGCAGCUGGGGAAGGGGCAACAAGAGAUAAGUCUGAUGGGACUGGUAGGCGGGUUGGGUGUGAUGAUACGACUGACUUGACUGGUGGGAAGAGCGAGGGGACUCCAGAUGUCUGUGACCCUCAUCCGAUUGAUCUUGACGAGGGAAUCAACAACACUGAUGGCACUGGCCCUCAGUCCUUUCAGGGCCCUGAAAGGACUGACCCUCAUCCGAUUGACCUUGAUAGCACUGACCCUCAGGGGAAUGACCCCCAUCGGGUUGACCCUCAUGGCGCUACUGACCCUGAUUUGAUUGACCUUGAUGGGAUUGACCCUGUUUCAAUUGACUUGGAUCGGAUUUUAGACGACGUAGAUGCGAAGAAGCGUCACCCACCUUCGCUUGGUCCGCAGAAGCGUCGCCGAGUGGGCCGACAACGAGGCCCCGAGUCGUUUCUCAAGGCCGCUCCUGAGAUUCCACCUGAAGAACCACCUGAGUGCCCUGGCAAGGCGCCUCUGAAGAAGCAGAUCUCGUUGCUGGCGGAUUCCGUUGCUGCUCCACCUGGAAAAGCACCUGUAAGGCAACGGCGAUCCGCGUCCCAAGCUCAACAUGUGACAGCAACAAGCAAGAAGCCAGAGGCGGUUUGUAACGGUGUGCAUGGUGCGGAGAGUGGUGGUGGGGAGUGCGGGCCGGGUGGUUCCAGGAAAGGGGGGACUGCAGUGAACGGUGGUCGAGAGGGGCUGGGGGAAGUGGGGGGAGAGGAGGUGACGUCAGCAGAUGCAUACAUGCUGAUAUACGUGCGGGAGGGCUUUGGGGAGGGUUGUGGGAAGGUUGCUGAUAUACAUGCUAAGGGGGUAGCUGCUAGAUUAGCAGCGGAUGCAGGUGGUUUGGAGUGUGAGGGGGCUGAUAUGGGGGAUGCGAACUCACGUGAACCAACAGCAAAAGCACCUGAUGUGGCUGUGAAGGCACCUGAAACAACAGCAGCAGCAUCUGAUGAGGCUGUCCAAGCACCUGAAACGACUGCAGAAGCACCUGAUGCGGCUGUUAAAGCACCUGAAACGACUGCAGCAGAAGCACCUGACGCGGCUGUUAAAGCACCUGAAGCCAGUGCGGGAGCAGCUAAGAAAGAAAAUGUAUUUUUCCUGGGAGGUGACAAUGUCCCUCUGCCCCAGUUCCUCUUAGACGAGGUGACUAAAACGAAUGCAGCUUUUCGGCAGCAGUGUGAGGAGCAGAGGCGAUGGGACGAGGAAACGAGGAAGGGAGUCGAGGAGAGGAGGAGUGAGGUGCGAAACGUGCUCUCUCUCAUGCCUGGCGGCCGUAGGGAGGAGGGGAAUCGAGUACUGGAGGCUGAUGGUGUGGGAGGGGAAGCAGAGGAGAAGGGCGACGCAGAGGGGGGAGAAGAGGAUGAGUUCUUUUGGAUCAGCACCGAGUGGCUCAAGGCGUGGGCUGAUAGCGAGGAUUUGCCAGGUCCCAUUGACAACACCCCUCUCCUGUGCCCUUCUCACGGCCUGGUACCACGAGCCUGCCUGCCUCUCAUGAAGCGUGUGUCGCCUGUCGCAUGGGCCAUGCUGGUCUCCCAGUACGAAGGUGGUCCGGCCCUCUCCCAGGCAGCAUGCUGCUCGGAGUGUUUGAUCGCAGAGGCGCUGGCAGCAGUAAGUGCGGGGAGAGCCAACGCAACUCUCACCCUCUUCCCGCACGUUUCAUAUCAACACCCCCCUUUCCCGCCUCCUCCCAUCCCCGCCUCCCCCCCCAACCCCUCCUCCCGCCUACUCAGGCUGAACAACUGGCUGAGGAGGACAAAGGCUGAUGCCCCAACUGCGGCUGACUGCAACCCCCUGGGCGGCAUUGUUUGUCCUCAUCAGGGGUUGAUGCCGGAGGGUAGAGGAGGGGAGGCGAGGAGGGUGGUUGUGAGUGCGGAGGUGUGGGGAUGGCUGAAACGGUGGGCGGAGGAGGGGAGGAGGCGAGGAGAGGAGGAGAGAGUGAAAGAGGCCAAGGAGAGAGCAAGGGAAGAGAACGAGAGUGUGCAAGAGGGGGAUAAGAGCUUGAGGAAGGAGGAAAGUUCGAGUGAAGGGGAGCGUUGUACCGGUAAGGAAGAGGGAAGGUCUCUGGCGAGCAUUGGAGCAGAGACCAAGGAAGCUGCGAUGACAGAGAUCAAGGACGAGAAAGAAGAGGCAGGGGCAGAAGCAAAGGGUGGGUGCAAGCCUUACCCGGCUCCAGAAAAGGUUCCAGCAUCUGCAAUCACAGAGAAGGUUCCAGCAUCUGCAAUCCCAGAGAAGGUUCCAGCAUCUGCAAUCACAGAGAAGGUUCCAGCAUCUGCAAUCACAGAGAAGGUUCCAGCAUCUGCAAUCCCAGAGAAGGUUCCAGCAUCUGCAAUCACAGAGAAGGUUCCAGCAUCUGCAAUCACAGAGAAGGUUCCAGCAUCUGCAAUCCCAGAGGUCACGGACGAGAACGAAGAGAAGGAAGAGAAAGAAGAGAAAGAAGAGAAAGAAGAGAAAGAAGAGAUAGAAGAGAAAGAAGAGAAAGAAGAGAAAGAAGAGGCAGUGGCAGAAGCAAAGGGUGGGUCCAAGCCUCCUCACCCUGCUUCUUCAAGUGCUGAGAUUGCACUGCACAGUCCCGCGUUACUUCAGACGGGAAGUCACAGCCAGUUGUUGGAGUUCCCAGCUUCAACUGCAGAGUGUGCCGUGUGCGUGGCAGCAGCAGCAGAGGCAGCUGAGCAGGCUGAUGCACUGAGUCUCGUGCAGCAGCAGCAGCGCCAACAAUUCCUCCGCCUCUUUUCCCUCCGCCCCCUCCCCCUCUCCCUCCCCUCGUGCCCCACCACUUCCCCUCGCCUCUCCUCCCGCUCCCCACCCACCUUUCCAUCCCCACCCUCUAAGCACGAGGAGCCUGUUUCUGAGGCGCCUCAAAAGCAAGAGGUCAUCCCCUCACGCUCUGAGUCUGAGUUCCCCUACGCGCUCAUCCCCUCCUCCUGGGUCGCCCUCUGGCGUGCCUUCCUCUCCGCCCCGCCUACUGCCACCAAGUCUGCAGCUGCAGGGGCUGCAGGGUGUGACGGAGGGGCUGUUGAGAGUUCUCAAAAGUCACUCCAAUAUAGAGGGGCUGUCACAAGCAAAGAGUCAGCAGCAGCUUGUCAGCAAUCCCCUCCCAGCCUGGAGGGAGCACUGAGGGCCGUGCGGUGUCAGCAGCAUGGGGGCCUGGUUGCCCCGCUGCCAGCACUGGUUAGCAGCAGGAAGGGCGAGCUGCUUCAGGCAAAUGCAGAAUCUGAGCCCUUCACUAUAGUCACACGGUCAGAAUGGGUCGAGCUGAGCAGCCAGUGGGGCGGCACGCCCACCUCUGCCAUCCGCGCGCGAAUCAAAUCAAAUCUUCCCUCCAACAACCAUGCACCUGAUACCAAAUCUUCACAAAGUCAGAAAUCCACUGUGGGGAAGAGCCAUGGAGACCAAUCCUUCCUCAGCCCAUAUUGCCUGGAAACCAGCCCUCAUUUGUGUCACAUCUGCUACAAGAAUCCAGAAGAGAUCGCAAAGGAAGAGGAGAGGGCUAUGAGGGAGGAGUUACAGAGGGGGGAUUACAGGGAAGAGGAGAUACUGGUUGAGCUGGUGAGGGGAUUUGAGCCUCCUCCCUCUGUUGUUGCGUCUACGUAUGGGUUCCCACCUCUAGCUGUGUCACGCCGGUUUGCGUCUGCUUCCUCCUCUGCUGCCGGUGCUGCUGCUGGUGAUGCCGCUAGUACUGCUAGUGUUGUUGGUGAUGCUAGUGCUAGUGCUGCUGGUGCUGCUAGUGAUCUUGCUGCUGCUGCUGCUGCUGCUUCUGCCAACGGCAAUGAUACCAAUAUUCUUCCAGGUGAAAAGCUCAGUCCGCCACUGCUGGCAGUGGCACCACAGGCCAAGACAACAAAAACAGGAUUACCAAUGGCUAGACUACAGAGACGGCCACUGCGAACGGGGGGAAGCCGUGUGGCAAUAAGAGUAUCAGGCUCAACCACCCUGCACCAGCUGAAGCUGCAGAUCUGGGAGUCCCUGGGAGUGGUUCCUGAGAACCAGCGCAUUGGAUUCAGCACUGUUGAAAUCACUGCGCUGCGUGGCCGCGAGAGGGUUUCUCAUAAGGCCGUGUCUCAUGAGUCCCUGGAAGUGGUCCCUGAGAACCAGCGCAUUAAGUUUGGCACGGAGGAAGUUACUGAUUUGGAGGAGCAUGAGGGUGUGUUGAUGGUGCAAGCUGGAGUGUUUGCAGGUGCCCGGCUGUGGGUGGUGGAUACUAAAGUGCACAAGGACAGGGACAUUGCAGAGGAGCUCGCAGUUGUGGAUGACACGCAGAAGAAGGAGGCAGGUUUCAAAGGCACAGGCCUGGCUGGUGGUUUUUGCGUCGACUCAAAAGCAGACCCAAAACGCCGCUCACUUCCUUUCUCCUCCCGCAAUUUCUCCUCCCUCUUCCCUCCCCCCCGCCUUGUUCCAUCAGAGGAGCUCCCAGUUGUGGAUGACACGCAGGAGGAGGCAGGUUUCAAAGGUACAGGUCUGGCUGGUAGUUUCCUCCCUGUAACUAUUUUCCCAGUAGCAAGCGCAGCAACGGUUGGAGCAGACACAGCAACGGUUGCAGCCGAGGGCAUUAAGUCGGGUGCACAUGAUGCCGCGGAUGGUCAUGUGGUCGUGUAG